Molecule: messenger RNA, 858 nt
Organism: Acanthamoeba castellanii str. Neff
Lineage: Eukaryota; Discosea; Longamoebia; Acanthamoebidae
Product: TBC domain containing protein
Exons: 5
Coding region: 1-858 (285 amino acids)
Biological process (GO): activation of GTPase activity
Molecular function (GO): GTPase activator activity
Source: RefSeq, a predicted model, not a curated record
AUGACAGAUUGCAGCCUGCGAGCGCAGGUGUGGAAGAUCUUGCUGCGGGUGCCGGCGGUCGACGUCGCCCAGUACGCGGCGUUGGUGGGGAAGGGAGCCUUCAAGGGGCGCGACUCAGAGGAGUACAAGCAGAUCCGCAAGGACGUCGGUCGCACGGGCUUCCGCAAGAACCCGGCCUUCACGAAGCGAGUGCCCGACGCCAAGCUCUCACGCGUUCUCAACGCCCUCCUGCACAGUUGUGAGAGCGAAGGCAUCGGCUAUGUGCAGGGACUGAACAUAGUGGCCAGCGUGUUUCUCUACGUGAUGCCCGAGAUCGAUGCCUUCUUCACGCUGCGCCAGUUCAUCACACACCACUGCCCGCUUUACUACAAGAAGACACAGAAAGGCGAGAAGAAGGAACCACCAAAAGAGGGCGAGGAUAACCACAGCCGUUCGUGGGCAGUUGACGCGGCCCUCUACCUGCUCGACCAGUGCCUCCAGGUUGUCGACCCUGGUCUCCAUCACCAUCUCAAACACUUCACCACUCACCUCUACCUCUACACUCAAUACAUCUACUCUUUCAACGCCAUCGUGCCACUGGAAUCGGGCACGUCUCUCGACGAAGUGGUGAAGCUGUGGGACUUCAUGUUCGCAUUCGGCGCGCACCUCAACAUCCUCUUCACCGUCGCCCGGGUGAUCAAGGCCAGAGAAGAGAUCUUGCACAAGAAGGACAAGAACAUCAACGUGCCUCAGCUGAUCGGCAACUUCGACGCCGACAUCAUCAUCGACCUCACAGUGCACUUUGUGCGACUCAUCCCACUCGAACUGUAUCAAAAGCUUGUCCUCCACACCACCGAAGAGCUCGACUUUUCCUCCUAA